Molecule: messenger RNA, 3167 nt
Organism: Neoarius graeffei (lesser salmon catfish)
Lineage: Eukaryota; Metazoa; Chordata; Actinopteri; Siluriformes; Ariidae
Gene: pls3
Product: plastin 3 (T isoform)
Exons: 16
Coding region: 211-2094 (627 amino acids)
Biological process (GO): actin filament bundle assembly; actin filament network formation
Cellular component (GO): actin filament; cytoplasm; actin filament bundle
Molecular function (GO): calcium ion binding; actin filament binding
Source: RefSeq, a predicted model, not a curated record
UGGCAGGGAGGCAGUUCCCAUUGCUGGGCAGGAAGUGUUCUGACUUGCUGCUUGAGGUCUUUGUGAGGCAGACAGGAAUGCUGGCGCUCCACAUUCGCCUCGGAGGGUGUGGAGGGAGCACUGCCUCAGUCUCUACGACCAUUUGCACCACAGGUUUGAAAAAAAGGCACAUUGUUGGAGUGAGGAAGGUACAGGCUGUUCUCCAGGGAGAUGGCAGCGAAGAUAUCCAAAGAAGAGCUGGAGGAGCUGCGUGAAGCCUUCGGGAAAGUCGAUCUGGACAGUAAUGGCUACAUCAAUGACUACGAGCUCCACGACCUGUUCAAAGAGGCCAACCUGCCACUUCCUGGGUACAAAGUCCGUGAGAUCAUCCAGAAGCUGAUGACUGAGGGGGAUAAAGACAAGGACAACAAGAUCAGCUUUGAUGAAUUCGUUUCGGUCUUCCAGGAGCUUAAAAGUAGUGAUAUUGCAAAGACCUUCCGCAAUGCUAUCAACAAGAAAGAAGGCAUCCUGGCCAUUGGGGGCACGUCAGAACUGUCCAGUGCAGGCACACAACACUCGUACUCGGAGGAGGAAAGGUUUGCAUUUGUGAACUGGAUCAAUUCUGCACUGGAAAAAGACCCGGACUGCAAGCACGUGCUGCCCAUGAACCCCAACACAAACGACCUCUUCAAGGCUGUAGGUGAUGGCGUCGUGUUGUGUAAAAUGAUCAACCUGUCUGUCCCUGAUACAAUUGAUGAGAGGACAAUAAACAAGAAGAAACUGACGCCAUUCACGACGCAGGAGAACCUCAACCUGGCACUGAACUCUGCUUCAGCCAUUGGCUGCCACGUGGUGAACAUUGGCGCUCUGGAUCUGCGCGAAGGAAAGCCGCAUCUGGUGCUGGGCCUGUUGUGGCAGAUCAUCAAGAUCGGCCUGUUUGCAGACAUCGAGCUCAGCAGAAAUGAAGCACUGGCAGCAUUGCUCCGGGAAGGUGAGACUCUGGAGGAUCUGAUGAAACUUUCCCCAGAGGAGUUACUCCUGCGAUGGGCAAACUACCAUCUGGAUAAUGCUGGCUGGCAGAAAAUCAACAACUUCAGCUCUGAUAUUAAGGACUCCAGGGCUUAUUUCCAUCUCCUGAACCAAAUUGCACCUAAAGGCAAUAAAGAGGGGGAAGAACAGAUUGACAUCAGCAUGGCAGGGUUCAAUGAGAAGGACGACUUGAAAAGAGCAGAGGCUAUGCUGCAGCAGGCUGAUAGACUGGGCUGUAGACAGUUUGUCACACCCGCCGACGUGGUGUCUGGAAACCCCAAACUUAACCUGGCAUUUGUGGCCAACCUCUUUAACAAGUAUCCAGCACUGACCAAACCUGAGAAUCAGGACAUCGACUGGGGCCUGCUGGAGGGUGAAACCAGAGAGGAGAGAACUUUUCGUAACUGGAUGAACUCGCUGGGUGUGAACCCUCAUGUCAACCACCUAUACGGUGAUCUCCAAGAUGCCCUGGUUAUCCUGCAGCUCUAUGAGAGGAUCAAGGUUCCUGUCGACUGGAGCAAUAAAGUCAAUAAGCCCCCUUAUCCAAAGAUCGGGUCCAACAUGAAGAAGCUGGAGAACUGUAACUAUGCUGUGGAGCUGGGGAAAACCACAGCAAAAUUUUCACUGGUGGGAAUUGGAGGCCAAGAUCUAAAUGAUGGGAACCCCACUCUGACCCUGGCUCUGGUCUGGCAGUUAAUGAGGAGAUAUACUCUGAAUGUCCUUGAGGAUCUGGGAGACGGAGAGAAGGUGAACGAUGACAUCAUUGUCAACUGGGUUAAUGAAACUUUGGCCGGGGCAGGAAAGAAGACAAAAAUUUCAAGCUUUAAGGACAAAGAGAUCAGCUCCAGCUUGCCAGUGUUGGACCUUAUAGAUGCCAUCCAGCCAGGCUGCAUCAACUAUGAGCUCGUAAAAACUGGUAGCCUGACAGAGAGUGACAAGCUGGACAAUGCUAAAUAUGCUGUAUCCAUGGCCAGGAAGAUUGGUGCGCGUGUGUAUGCUCUGCCUGACGACCUGGUGGAGGUUAAACCCAAAAUGGUCAUGACCGUGUUUGCUUGCCUGAUGGGUCGAGGAAUGAAGAGGGCAUAAAAAAAAAAAAGCAAGGACGCUGCGGCCAAUCAAGAGCCGACGUCUGAUCCACAAGCCAUUUGCUGGAUGAAAGGCUUCAGGUUGAAUAAUUUAGCCAUAACAAUUACAAAAAGGAAACCCAAUUAGCAACAGAUGUUAAAGAAUCAUGUUUAAGUUUGGUAGGACUAGGAUUAUAUUUGUAAAUGGGAAUGUGGGAUUUAGCGAAGGGAGGGGGCGAUGGGUGGGGUGGGCUUUUUUUUUUUUUCUUUUCUUUUUUGGACACCAGAUUAAAGGUUCCAGCAGAUCUGUGACUGGUACACGCUUUUCUACCUGAACGAAGCAAGAUGACCAAAACACAUCCGUAAUGGAACCUAAGCCCUGUUGGACUGUGCCAUGUGUAUUUUAUUUGCAUAUUUGAUAAUGGAGGAACAUACUCGAGUGACUGGUGUCAUUUUUAAAAUGUACAUCUUGAAUCUGACUGCUCGAAAGUGUUGUGUGUGAAUAUGGAGACAAGGCCUUACUCACGUGCAGUAUUGCCAAUAUGCAGUACAUAAUCCUGUGGCCUCUUUAUAAGACAUCAGAUGAGAUGCUUAUUUUCCUAGUGUUUUAUACAUAAGUAGAGUUUAUGGUAAAGCAAUUAGAACUACAUAAACAUCCUUUGCAGGCAGAAGCUUUAACACAUUCCAUAGUUAUCUGAUUUUACUGUGUCUUAUGUACAUGUAUUCAUAAGUGUGCUUUUUACAUAGAGAAAAGGACAAUCCAAACAAAGAGAACUAUGCAUGAACAAUCUUUCACAAUCUUAAAUUUAUUUAAAGCAAUACACUCCUGGGAAUUUGACAAAAGCUUUAAAAAUUAGCAAAUGGUAUGUAGGCAGUAAAAAGGAAAAAAAACAAAGAUAAAAUGGUAAAUGAGGUUCAGGAUGGAAUCUGUCUUUGUGGGUUGACUAAUGUUGGAGAUUUAAAAAAAAAAAAAAACUGGAACUGCCUGGAUUUAUUGGAGCAUGUUGACUGGACAUAUGAUUAAGACCAAAACAUUGUAAACGUUUCUUGUGACUUGACCAUCUGCAUACUGAAAAUAAACCAGUUCAUAAUGUC